AUGUCCGCUUCCCAGGAUUCCCCCUCCGCGAAGGUGCUCGAUGGUCAACCAAAUCCUGUCAUUGUCGGUCCGGGGAUGAAGUCGCUGGGUGAAGAUGCCUAUACGCAAGCUGCCAAUGUCACUCCCAGUCUGGAUACCGAUAAGAAACAUCCCGUCGACAGUGAUGCGCCCUCCUACUUCGCCAAUAUUCCCGACACCCAACCCUCCGCUGAUGUCAAUUCCCCCGCCACUCCCGCCGACGCAGCCAAAAGUGCGAAAUCUCCCAUUGAGCUCCUCCAUCGCUUGAGUCUCAAUCGGACUCCUCUCGUGCCCGAUUUCGAUCCGCGGGAACAAUACCCCGGCUUGAAUCUCACCGGGAGAUUCAUCAGCGCCGCGUUCUGUAUUCCAUACAAGGUGUAUUACCGCCCUGGUUCGGACUGGGAACUGAAGCCCCGUCCAGGUACAUCCGCCCUCUUCGACUCGUUCGCAUAUCUCGGCUCCGAAGAGACAAAAUGGUCGCACACCCUCGUGGGCUGGACCGGGGAGGUUGAGCCGAUCCAGGAGACCCCCGCUUCCCUACAGCAGAUCCCUGUCAACGCAGGUGCCAAACUCCCCCCGGCGCUCAACGGCGUUGCUGUCCCCUUGAGUAAGGCUGCGGCUCCGGUGCCCGUCGACUCGAGUCAGCGACCCCCGAGCCAUCCCCUUCUGGAAGGGUUCACAGUCCCCCAGGAAGAUCGAGCCCGCCUCGACGGGCAGUUGGGCUCCGGGCGCUACGGCAAGAUCGCCCCCGUCUGGCUGUCCGACGAGUCCGAGGAGCCGGAGGAGUCCUCGACGAUUUUCCUGGAAGAUCAAGGGAAAUGGAGGCGCUAUGCCGAAAAGGAGCUGUACCCCCUGCUCCACUACAAGCAACACGGCCCCACGGACGGCCGGUCGGAGCGCAAAUGGUGGGGAGAUUACGUCCGGAUGAAUCGCCUGUUCGCCGACCGCAUCCUGGAGGAGUACAAGGAGGGGGAUAUCGUGUGGAUCCACGAUUACCACCUGUUCCUGCUGCCCAGUCUCCUGCGGCAGCGCAUCCCCAAUAUCUACAUCGGCUUCUUCCUGCACGCUCCCUUCCCGAGUAGCGAGUUCAUGCGGUGCCUGGCCAAGCGCAAAGAGGUCUUGACUGGCGUGCUGGGCUCCAACAUGAUCGGCUUCCAGACCUUCUCCUACUCGCGGCACUUCUCCUCCUGCUGCACGCGGGUCUUGGGCUUCGAGUCCAACUCCGCCGGCGUGGAUGCGUACGGCGCCCACGUGGCGGUCGACGUCUUCCCCAUUGGCAUCGAUGUCAAGGCCAUCCAAAAGGCCGCUUUCGGUCCCGCCAACAUUGAAAACGCCGUCGUCGCACUUCGCAAUCUCUAUGCGGGCAAGAAAAUCAUUGUCGGUCGCGAUCGCUUGGACAGUGUCCGGGGCGUGGCCCAAAAGCUGCAGGCAUUCGAGGCUUUCCUGGAGCGGUACCCGGAAUGGCGCGACAAGGUCGUCCUCAUCCAGGUCACCAGCCCGACGAGUGUCGAGGAGGAGAAGGAGGACCCCGAGAACAAGAUCGCCAGUCAGAUCUCCAACCUGGUGUCGACCAUCAAUGGCCGCUUUGGCUCGAUCAGCUUCUCGCCCGUCAAGUACUACCCGCAGUAUCUCUCCCAGCACGAGUACUUCGCGCUGCUGCGUGUUGCCGACGUGGGUCUCAUCACCACCGUCCGCGAUGGCAUGAACACCACGAGUCUGGAAUAUAUCCUCUGCCAGCAGAAUACUCACAGUCCCCUCAUUCUCUCCGAGUUCUCGGGCACCGCCGGACCGCUGUCCAGUGCGAUUCACAUCAACCCCUGGGACACCAUCGGCGUCGCCGAGGCCAUCAACGAAGCGCUGACCAUGUCGCCCGAGGAGAAGAGGUUGCAGCAUGUGCACCUCUACAAGCAUGUCACCACGAACACCGUCUUGACCUGGUCCAACCAGUUUGUGACUCGUCUGCUCACCAACCUCUCCUCGUUUGACCAGUCCGUGGCCACCCCCGCGUUGGAUCGCGCCACGGUGUUGAAGCAGUACCGGAAAGCACGCAAGAGGCUGUUCAUGUUCGAUUACGACGGCACUCUGACCCCCAUCGUCAAGGAUCCCCAGGCCGCCAUUCCCUCCGAUCGGGUGCUGCGGAACAUCAAGACUCUGGCCGCGGACCCGCGGAACGCGGUCUGGAUCAUCAGUGGUCGAGACCAGGCCUUCCUCGAUGAAUGGAUGGGGCACAUUCCGGAGCUGGGGCUAAGUGCGGAGCACGGUUGCUUCAUUCGCAAGCCGCGAUCCGAUGACUGGGAGAAUCUGGCCGAGAGUAGCGACAUGGGAUGGCAGAAGGAGGUGGUCGAGGUGUUUCAGCACUUCACCGAACGCACGCAAGGCUCGUUCAUCGAGCGCAAGCGGGUGGCUCUGACAUGGCAUUACCGGCGGGCCGACCCGGAGUACGGGGCGUUCCAGGCCCGGGAAUGUCGCAAACAACUGGAGGAGACCGUGGCCAAGCGUUGGGACGUCGAAGUGAUGGCCGGUAAGGCGAACCUGGAGGUGCGACCGACUUUUGUGAACAAGGGCUUCAUCGCCUCCCGGCUGGUCGAUGAAUACGGAACGGGUCCGGGACAAGCUCCGGAGUUUGUCUUGUGCUUGGGUGAUGACUUUACAGAUGAAGACAUGUUCCGUGCGCUCAAGAAGGCCAACCUCCCAGCGGACCAUGUGUACUCGGUCACGGUCGGAGCCAGUUCAAAGCAGACAGAGGCCAGUUGGCAUCUUCUGGAGCCAGCCGACGUGAUUGGGACGAUCUCGGUGCUAAACAAUAGCUCGUCUGCGCAAGAAUACUAG
Messenger RNA from Aspergillus clavatus NRRL 1, 2847 nucleotides. RefSeq names its product putative alpha,alpha-trehalose-phosphate synthase subunit Tps2 (gene orlA). Gene Ontology annotation, biological process: cellular response to heat; trehalose biosynthetic process; fungal-type cell wall organization. Gene Ontology annotation, cellular component: alpha,alpha-trehalose-phosphate synthase complex (UDP-forming); cytosol. The transcript has 3 exons. The coding region runs from base 1 to 2847 and encodes 948 amino acids. Lineage: Eukaryota; Fungi; Ascomycota; Eurotiomycetes; Eurotiales; Aspergillaceae. The record is from RefSeq and is a predicted model, not a curated record. Gene Ontology annotation, molecular function: catalytic activity.